CCCUUGGUAGACCUAAACUCUUCUGAGCUCCCUAACUUCUUAUUGUGUGUCCUGGCACUCAGCUCCUGGUUCUCUAGUCAGUGUUCCUGUUGCCCUUCACUGUUCACGGUUGUCUCAGAGGAGUAGUCCUGUUGGUCUGUAUCUGUAAAAACAACAAGGGGUCCUGUGGCACCUUAAAGACUAAUAGAUUUUUUUGGACAUAAGCUUUCAUGGGUAAAAACCACUUCAUCGGCUGCAUGGGGAGAGAGAUGUACUAGCAUGCCAAAAAAAGGGAGUAAUUUAUCAAGAGAGGAAAUUUUCCUAUGUAGUGCAAUAACCGUUCUAAGUUAUGACACAGCCAGACAAGUACCCAGAAGCCACCUACUACAGGACAUGCCCAACAAGGAAAGUAACGGAACUCCACCUACAGCCCCCAGGUAAAAUCCCUCCUCUGCGUCAUUGACAAUCUUCAACCUAUCCUGGAAUAUCCCUCUCACAGGCCUUGGGAGACGGGCCAGUCCUUGCCUAGAGACCGCCUCCCAACCUGAAGCAAAUACUGACCAGCAGCCACCCAACGCACCACAGAAGCACUAACCCAGAACCUACCCCUGCGACAAACCCUGUUGUGAACUCUGUCCACACAUCUAUGCAAGUGGCACCGUGACAGGACCUAAGCACAUCAGCCACUCCUUCAGGGGCUUGGCCACCUGCAUGUCUACUAAUGUCAUCUGCCGUGGAUAUUGAGCAAAGGAUAAAUGGGCACAAAUCAGACAUUGAGACAGGUAAGGUAAGAAAAUCAUAGAACAGAAACUUCACUGAACGCUCAGGAACCAGUUUAAAAGUAGCCAUCCUUCUACCAAAAACUUCCAGCCCAGAUCAGAGAGGAACAGCAGAGCUGCGAUUCAUUUGCAGAUUUAACAGACCAAAUUAGGACUGCAUAAGGACUUAGAAUGGCUAGCUCCCUACAAAGGCAGUUUUCCCCCCUCGUGGUAUUCAUACCUCCCCACCAUCUGAUGCUGUCUGUCAGCCACAUCCACCCUGACUGAAUUGGCCUUGUUAACACUGACCCUACACUUGAUAAGUCACUCCCUUCCUUUGCUAUGCUUGUACAUUUAUAUCUCCCCAUCUCUGAGGUGAAGUGGGUUGUACCCACAAAAGCUCGUUCCCAAAGAAAUCUGAUAGUCUUGAAGGUGCUACAGGACCCCUUGCUGUUUGAAACUGGUCUUUUGGUAAGUGUUUGUAGCGAGGCGGAGGAUUCAGGGGGGUUCCUUGCUCCCUGAGCUGCGAGCACUGACAGCAUAGAGGGCCAGGAGUGCAUCGCUCCCUCUUCGUUCCUCGGCUGGUGUAAAGAUGGGGUUGGUGGGCUCUGGAGGGCAUUUAGUGUGUCUCUUCCUGACAAAGGAGACGUUAACCUUUCUUUGCUUGCUGCGAGGGGGGGCCAAGAAGAAUGGGGUUGGAAUUGGGGGUGACACAUGUUUCGUGAGCACCUUUUGCUGUUGAAAUUUUUAAAGUGUUGAUUCUUGCCUUGAGGAGAAGGCCCCUCUAGCCGGCGGUGAGCAAGGGCUUCUGGGCUUGUUGCUCACGGGCCAGAGCAUCCCAGAGGUAGACGGAGAUGGCUUGGAAGCCAGGGUCUUCCAUCAGCUGAGUGGUAGGGCCACAUUCUGCGUGUGACCCACACUGUGAUAACUGGGGGAGAGGGAACAUCCCAAACGAUGUUUGGAAGCAGAUUGGUUUCUGUCGCCAUCUGAUGUUGUCUGCGGCGGGGGGUGCGUGUUAGAAAUGUGUCUAUCCUCUGUCACUGUAGCUCUUCUCAAAGCUGGGUUGGCCUCCCCCCCAGCGCCCCGCUAAGGAGUCACUCACAACCGUUUGCAUUUACUGUAUGCAGUGCUGUGAGGGUUUGUACUUGUGCGGCUGUACGCACGGUCCUUACUACACAGCACGGGACGGGUAGAGUCAGUGGCAGAGCAGGGAUUUCAUGCCCAGGCUUGGAUCGAUCCAGAUGAGACGCCAACUUGCCUUGACUGCAGCACUCAAGUCUCCCACCCUAGAUGAGAAAAGCACAUCUGUCUUGGACCCUGAGCAGUAUCCGACUGCCCGCAAAGCAUCAGUUAGAGUCAUCUUGGUACAAGGGGCUCGCAGCGUUCCUCCCAGUGCGCCAGCUAAUGCCUCUCUCCUUGGUUUCCCAGGUUGUUUUCCUCCACUUCCCUGCGACCCGUGUUUCUCCUCAGCGUCUCCCUGCUGGGGAUGCUCCUGCUGGAGAGGUGGAAGCCCGGGUUCCUGUUUGAUUUCUCUGCACAGCCCUCGGAGGAGCCAGGAGGGGACAGUGAGAGCGUGACGGCCGAAUCACAGCCUCACCUGCUCAGCGUCCCCGAGCUGUGCUACUGCCUGGCUGAGAGCUGGGUCACCUUCCGGCUGUACCUGCAGGAGCUGCUACAGUACAAGAGGCAAAAUCCUGCCAAGUUCUGUGCACGGGUCUGUUUGGGGUGCCUGGUCCUGGCUACGGUGGGACACUACGUGCCAGGCAUAAUGAUCUCCUCCAUCAUCUUGCUCAGCGUGCUGCUGUGGCCGCUGGUGGUGUACCACGAGCUGAUCCAGAGGAUGUACACGCGGCUGGAGCCUGUCCUGAUGAAGCUGGACUACAGCAUGAAAGCAGAGACCCAGCACCGGAAGCACGCAAAGAAAAAGCGCCAAGAGCGGAGCGAGCCCCUGGCAGGGGAUGAGCCCAUGGCGGAGACGGAGAGUGAGAGCGAGGCGGAGCUGUCUGGCUUCUCCCCAGUGGUGGAUGUGAAGAAGACUGCGCUAGCGCUGGCCAUUACGGACUCUGAGCUCUCUGACGAGGAGGCUUCCAUCCUGGAGAGCGGGGGCUUCUCUGUCUCCAGGGCCACCACCCCACAGCUGACGGACGUGUCUGAAGACCUGGAUCGGCAGAGCCUGCACAGUGAGCCGGAGGAGGCCUUCGCCAAGGACCUGGCCGAGUUCCCCUCCGUGGAAGAGUAUCACUCCAGAGACCUGGGGCCACACAGUGACGACGAUGCCUUCGGCGUGCCCGUGGGCCCCGGGCUUGCCCACGAGCUGGACUCGGCGGAAAAGGAAGCUGCGGACACCCAGCUCUCUGUCCUCCAUCUGGCCUCUCCCCUCCACUUUGUAAACACGCACUUCAAUGGGAACGGGCAGGGCACGCCCGGGGGCGCGGAGCCGCAGCCUGCGGCAGCUCCUGGCUCGGACACCUGCAUUGAUGUGCUGAGCAAGGAGAUCGUCGCCUCGGCCAUCACCACGGUGGUGCAGAACACCCUCACCUCCGAGGCUAGCGAGGGGCCGUCCCUCUCCGAGUUCCUCCCCACGGAGCCAGAAGAGAAACUGAGCUUCCAGGCGCAGCUGUCAGAGUCCCAUGUGGUGGGGACUGAGACGGAGACGGAGGCAGCGGCUCCUCCUGAGGAGGAGGGGGAAGCGGAUGACUUUGAGCUACUGGAUCAGAGGGAGCUGGAGCAAAUGGAUGUCGAGCUGGGACUCGGAGGGCAGGAAGGGCUGGAAUCGCCUGUUGCUCCGCUUCCAGCUUCCUCCUCGCCUGCACUUUCUGAGCUGCCGCAGCGAGAUGACCCCGAGGAGGCGGGCGCAGCGUCGUCUUUGUCUUAGCUCGUCCCGUCGCCAUCCCUGGCAGGCAGGCAGGGUGGACUCCUGCUGAGAUGUCCAGUGCGUUUUAGGUAUUCGUGUUGCCUGGGCUGGCAAGAAGUCUGUGUUCAUGUGCUGUGUCUGGAAUAGCCCAACCUCCCUGGCCUUCCUCGCUCUGUGUGUGGGGGGCUGGGGGACCAGACCGCAAACGUAGCACCACCCCCAGCCAGCGCUUCCUCGUGAUGGUGCAGUAUUUUGACUUGUCUUUCGUUUUGCACGCAGAGUCCUGAGCUAGAUGUAGCGGCUGCUGUGCCCCGAGCCCGGUAGGACAGACGCAGCCUGCUUUUAUUGGGGUUUUAAAUGGCUGACAGUGUAAAUAAUUUUAACUCUGUGGUUCAUGUGGAUGGGGGGAGGGAAACACAACGUAAUCUCCGAGUGGGGGGAGCAAAGGCAGGCCGCUUCCUACCAGCAAGGAAAAGGCUGCAGAGCGGGUCUGCAAGGCUGGUACCAAAUCGUAGUGUCCCCGCCGUUGAACCGCGCGCUGGGCGUUUCCCCGCUGCCUGGCCUGUAUUACACCACCUCUCUGGCUUGGAGACAGCUGCUGCGAAUGGAGCAGCUUCUAGGUCUGGGCCAGUCGCUCCUUGCCUCGGUUCCAAUGUGUCCAGGCUCUCUCCUACCUAACCGCGGUGGCAGGCGGGUGGCUCUAGAUAGAUGCCUGCCAGGCCCUGGCUCCCUGCCACUGCCGCUUGUCUAGCCUCUUGCUGUGGCAGCUGGCUGGCUCCCUAGCGCUUUGGAAGUGUUGAUGGACGCGGCUUGUGGGGGCAGAGAAGGAACGGAUUGUUUUGUAGCCCUUGUCCGAGGGGCUGCACAGGCGGUAUCUGCGGGAGGGAGACCCCCCCCCCCCCAAAUCUUUCAUUUUAAAA
Messenger RNA from Pelodiscus sinensis (Chinese soft-shelled turtle), 4511 nucleotides. Lineage: Eukaryota; Metazoa; Chordata; Testudines; Trionychidae. The record is from RefSeq and is a predicted model, not a curated record.